AUGGUAGUGCUAGCUAGUUUUUGUAAAAUAUUAGUUCUUUACGAAACCGAUAUUAACUCAUCAAGAUUACUCAACUCGGUGAUAGAGGCACGUAUAGAGUACGUAGAUCGGAUAUCAUGCAUCUUGAUCAUCUAGCGUGUUGUCGGUGAGAUGUACUGUAAGUGACGAUUAAUCGAUGGAGAGGUUUGAAAAUGUAUGACAUUUCCCGAUCAAAGGGGAGGAGGGUGGCGAAAGUGCGGAUGAAAAUAUCACAAGGGAAGGCAUGAAAAUUGCGUGAUAAUGAGGAGAGAUAUAGGGGGAGGACGUUGCUCAACUGAAUUGGAUUCCUGCUGACUCCUUGGACAGUCCGCUCGGAAAGUGACAGCACCGCGCCUGAGAUGGAUGCGCCGCUGCUCGACAGCGAUGGGGACUACCAACCGGUCAGGAGCCUGGGGGAGGUGGCGGCUCUGUUCUGGGCGGAGACCAUAAAGAUGUGGAAGAUCGCGGCCCCCAUAGCCUUCACCAUAAUCUGCCAGUAUGGGACCAACUCCUUCACCAACAUCUUCGUAGGUCACAUUGGCGACGUCGAGCUCUCUGCGGUCGCCAUAUCCAUAUCCGUCAUCGGCACAUUCUCCUUCGGCUUCAUGCUCGGGAUGGGAAGCGCGCUGGAGACACUGUGCGGGCAGGCAUUUGGGGCCGGCCAGGUGUAUAUGCUCGGGCUGUAUAUGCAGAGGUCGUGGAUCAUCCUCCUAGUCACCUCGGUCGCUCUACUUCCGAUAUAUAUCUUCGCCACGCCAAUCCUCAACCUCUUCGGGCAGGACCCUGAGAUAUCUGAACUAGCCGGGAAGUUCACUCUCCAGAUCAUCCCGCAGCUCUUCUCCCUCGCCCUCAACUUCCCAACUCAAAAGUUCCUCCAGGCUCAGAGCAAGGUGAGCGCCCUCGCGUGGAUCGGGCUUGUGGGCCUCCUCGUGCACAUAGGUCUGCUCUGGGCAUUUAUCUACCAGCUGCAACUAGGCAUGAGUGGCGCGGCCGUGGCCUACAACAUCACGAGCUGGGGGAUAGCCCUGGCCCAGGUGGGUUACGUGAUGGCCUACUGCAAGGAAGGGUGGGGUGGGUUCUCGUCGGCUGCUUUCCGCGACAUCUGGCCCUUUGUGCGGCUCUCCCUCGCUUCGGCUGUGAUGCUGUGCCUGGAGAUUUGGUACAUGAUGAGCAUAAUCAUCCUAACCGGGCACCUUGACAAUGCUGUCAUUGCCGUUGGCUCUCUCUCUAUUUGCAUGAAUUUUAAUGGGUGGGAGGCUAUGCUGUUUAUUGGAAUAAAUGCUGCUAUCAGUGUUCGGGUUUCGAAUGAGCUGGGGCUAGGACGCCCGAGGGCAGCUAAGUACUCCGUCUAUGUGACCGUGUUUCAGUCCCUUCUGAUUGGGGUGUUAUGCAUGGUUGCUAUCUUGAUAACGAAAGACAACUUCACAAUCAUUUUCAGUAACAGCAAGGAGCUGAGGGAAGCUGCGUCUUGCCUUGCGUAUCUUCUUGGUGCAACCAUGGUCUUAAACAGCAUUCAGCCUGUCAUUUCAGGGGUUGCAGUCGGAGGAGGAUGGCAAGCACUUGUGGCUUACAUCAACUUGGCGAGCUAUUACAUUUUUGGGCUGCCGCUCGGUUUUUUCCUUGGCUACUAUGCAAAAUUAGGAGUGGAGGGACUCUGGGGAGGAAUGAUAUGCGGAACGACUCUGCAGACUCUGCUACUGCUCCUGGUGCUUUACAAGACUAAUUGGAACAAAGAGGUGGAGCAGACGACAGAACGAGUGAGAAGAUGGGGUGGGAAAGACACUGUGGAGAAGCUUGAAAACAGCAUAUGAAUCAUUGUUGCAGUUCAAAUUACGUACUGCAAAAGGCGGUCAGGUUUCAGCUUUCUAGAGGUAGUAGUUCUGUUUAGUUUCCUUAUGUACUUGUUCUUAGAUCAGUAGCGGAUUGGGACUGGAUUUGGGACAUGUAUUGAGAAUGAGCUUAAAGCUGCACAAGCAAGCGUUACGAUAUAAGAACAUACAAUGUAGUCUCGUGA
Molecule: messenger RNA, 2032 nt
Organism: Punica granatum (pomegranate)
Lineage: Eukaryota; Viridiplantae; Streptophyta; Magnoliopsida; Myrtales; Lythraceae
Source: RefSeq, a predicted model, not a curated record